UUGUUUCAAGUGUCUCUCUCAUUGUCCAGAUCUCUAGUCACUUGGCUUGUUCAAAUUGCAUCAAUUGGAUCGGCUGUUGUUAUGCUUUUGGUUUGCUCACAAUUAGUAUCCGAUUUGAUUGAUCGGUCACAUACACUUUCUUAUGGUGUUUGGAUUGUUCUUAUCGCUGUGGUCAUUUGUCCACUCAUGUGGCUUGGUACACCAGUUGAAUUUUGGGGAGCUGCCGCUUUAGCAUUGGGCACAUCGACCAUCACAGUUAUUUUAUUACUUAUUGAUAUGAUCAAAGAUCUGAAAGCUUUGGAAACAAGUCCUCGGGUAUCGGCACCAACGGCCACAUCAAUUUCUCUUGCCUUUGGUACUUUUAUGUUUGCCUAUGGAGGUACAGCUCCAUUUCCAACUUAUCAAAAUGACAUGAAAGAAAAAGAUAAAUGGCCUCAAGCGGUCAUCAUGGGAUUCAUUAUUCUGUUCGUAUUGUUUACCCCAUUUGCGAUUAUUGGUUAUCUUGCCUAUGGUUCAUCGGUUUCGAAUAAUAUUAUUCAUUCAGUUCGACCUGGUCUAAAACGCGAUAUUGUCACAAUUCUAAUGGCUGGACAUCUUUUCUUUGCCUUCUUAUUGAUGAUCAAUCCAUCGGUCCAAGACAUUGAGAAUAAGAUUAAAGCUCAAAGAAAAAAAACAAUUUCUCUUUCGUUCUGUGUGUGUGUAUCUCAAUCUCCUUAUACUCUUUCAACGAUGCAUAUCAAAUACCUCAUUUUGGCCUGUGUUUUCAUCUUCGCCCGAAUUGUCCUUGCCUCUGAUUCUGCUCGACGUAAAUCGGAAGAGGAAACAUCCGACAAUGCUCUGAACUACGAUCACAAAGAUGUCACCCAACGAUCGGGAUUCAUGUCACUUAUCCAAGACGGUACAGUUCCCACUUUCCUUGUAAUGGGUUUAGCCACAAUCGCUGCCGCUGCUUUAAGUUCCAAAAACGAAGGUAAAUUACGCGUACGACGAUCAACCGACGCAAAUUGGUCCAACAAUUUACUCAAAAUUCUCGGUAAUGUUCAAAAGGCCGUUGAAAAGUACCAACAAUUAGAAAACGAGAUCGCUAAUGAAUUAGACGAUGAUAUGGUUCGUGAUUUCAAUUCCAAACCAACUGAAUAAAUUAAAUCUUUUUACUCUAAUCCAUCAUUCAAUUUUAUCCCACCAAUUAAAACCUUGUUAUCAUCAAAUGUUAAUUGUUUCCUAAUUUAACUUUUAUCAUUGUUUCGCCAUUGCCAUAAACAAAUCAUAUUAAACAAUCAACUCAAUUUCAUUUACUAUCAA
Molecule: messenger RNA, 1302 nt
Organism: Panonychus citri (citrus red mite)
Lineage: Eukaryota; Metazoa; Arthropoda; Arachnida; Trombidiformes; Tetranychidae
Exons: 4
Biological process (GO): L-alanine transport; amino acid transmembrane transport
Cellular component (GO): vacuolar membrane
Molecular function (GO): L-proline transmembrane transporter activity; L-alanine transmembrane transporter activity
Source: RefSeq, a predicted model, not a curated record